This is a messenger RNA of Haliotis rubra (blacklip abalone), 1138 nucleotides long. RefSeq lists its product as uncharacterized. NCBI's taxonomy places the organism in Eukaryota, Metazoa, Mollusca, Gastropoda, Lepetellida, Haliotidae. The transcript has 5 exons. The record is from RefSeq and is a predicted model, not a curated record. The coding region runs from base 1 to 798 and encodes 265 amino acids.
AUGAGGAGAGUCGGAAAUGUUCUUGAAGGUAGCUGCCAUUGCAUCUGGGGUGAAGGCAAUGACAAGCUGAUUAUCGUCAGCAUAGGAGAAAUGGAAGGUAUUAAAGGAGUUGAUGAUGCCAGUGAAAACAUUUCAAAUGGGAAAGAUGCAACGCAGAGCAGUACCUAUUCCAGCUAUGUUGCUAGCCGUGCUCUAAAUAAGGCACAUGCAUCCCUUGGAUCAUUAACAAAUAACGACAACCCGUCCUGGUGGAAGGUGGACCUCAGAGGCUACUUCAACAUCAGCAACAUCACCGUCACUGCAGCCACCUACUCCAGUUGGUCUAUCUACAUGAAAAAUGCCUCCGUAGAGGUGAUGGACAAGGAUGUCAGCCUCUGCUCUGACGUUCAAGUGAAGUGGUGUGGAGAGGUACCUAACACUCUUGCUGUCGGGGAAGAGUUCACCUUCACCUGCAAUGCCACCUUCCCUGUCCGCUUUGUCCGUGUUGUACAGCGAGCUACAAGCAACUCACUCUUCGGAAUCGGGCAUGUUGACGUGCAAGGGGAAGGGACAAUAAAACCAUAUCGCUCAUACUACAAACCGUCCAGGAACAAGAAGGUGUCCGAGCCGUUCCUGACCACGUCGGCAAUGACAGCCGGCGACUGCGGCAUCGUUUGUCACCAGCAUCAUUCAUGCAUCGACUUCAGCUACAGUGCAACAGCGCCGACAGAUGAGAACUGUCUGCUAACCGACAAAGCCUUGUCUUCACAUCACGUCAACGACAAUUCUUGGACAACCUACACCAUUACCUGCUUGUAAACAUUCAACUCAAACAUAUUAAGCUUCGAUCACACUUCGCCCUUUUCACAGACAUGUUUUGUAGUGGUUAAGUCAAACUGAACUCAGUGUUAAAAUGGGCUAUAGAGAGCCAGUAACUGGAGAACGAUUACCACACAAGGGACCAUGGGGACUGACAGUACCUUUGCUUCCUGCAUGGAUCAAAGUAAGCCUGACAUGGACUUCGGGCAUAGUGCAUACGUGUGACUGAAAGGAGAAGAAAGAGAACGAAGAUCAAUGCUUGAGACAUUCAAAGAAAAUGUAACGAUAACUAAGCCCGUGAUCUCAGAUGAAUAUUGUAUCACAUAACUCUUAUAAUUGG